Australozyma saopauloensis is the source of this 2421-nucleotide messenger RNA. RefSeq names its product mRNA-binding protein (gene PUF3). Gene Ontology annotation, biological process: nuclear-transcribed mRNA catabolic process, deadenylation-dependent decay. NCBI's taxonomy places the organism in Eukaryota, Fungi, Ascomycota, Pichiomycetes, Serinales, Metschnikowiaceae. Bases 1 to 2421 code for a protein of 806 amino acids. Gene Ontology annotation, molecular function: mRNA 3'-UTR binding. The transcript has a single exon. The record is from RefSeq and is a predicted model, not a curated record. Gene Ontology annotation, cellular component: cytoplasm.
AUGACCUCCGACACCAUCUGGUCCAGCACUUCCGACCCUUCCAGCCCCAACAUGUCGAAUUACCGCACGGUGCUCGACCAGGUUGAUCCUGAGGUGGCGAAAAUGCUCGGACAGCCCUCCACUCGCCGCCGUUUUUCGUUCAACGAAGACGGCACUUUUGAGCCCAACUUAUUGGACAUAAAGUCCACUUUGGCCCAUGUUUCGUACACCGCCAGUACUGGUGGCCCUCACGACCAUUCGGUGCUCCAUUCUGUCAAGCUCCACCAGCCUUUUCCCCUCACUACCUCCUCAAUUGGUAGAGGAAUCGGUGGUAGACAUCCUCCCCAGGAUAGCUUCUUGAACAAGUUCUCCUCCGUCGCAGAUGCCACCAGAGACCUCGAGUUGAGCUCCACCAUGAAUCUGAUCUCGUUGGAUCUGUCAAAGGAGAUGCCUCGUAGAACAAGCUUCAACAGUGAGAAAACUUUCAACAUCUCGCCUCACGGCUCGAUGAACGAAAAUCUCAACAUUCGAGGCUCGAGACACCAGUCUAUCAGUGAGAAAAUCGACAACAUCAAUAACAGCUCGCCUGUCCAAGCCAACGCUCUGUUGUCUACUGACUUGAACUCCAACUCGGGUGCCAAUCAGGGCGAUAAGAAUGGCCAGCACCACAAUUUCUGGAACCCUGCAACGGCUACGUCUUUUACUCCGCAGUCAUUUAAUUACUUCCUUGAUUCUUCUGGUGGUCAGCCACCUAUGCCAGGUGCUAUGCCACCUAUGCCAUUUCCCAGGGGUGCACCAGUGUUCCCUCCAAUUAGUCCUCCUCCAUUUAUGAUGGGUGCGCCACCCCCCUUUAUGGAUGGUGCAAUGUAUCCUGUCAUGCCUUAUGGGUCUCCUCCACCUAUGAUUCCUGAAUUUUACGGUACUCCACCCCCAAUGGAAGAAGCUGUAGAGACGGAUGAAAGCAGUGACUCAAAAGCUGAGAAAACACCUAGAGAUGCGAAGGUAGCACUGCCUCCUAAAGGCAGUGGAUUUCCUGCUAUUGGAUUGAUGAAUCGCCAAAUGCCUCCCGGAUCAGCAGGGUUUGUUUUCCCGGCUUUCUCUCCAUUCAUGAUGUAUGGCCAUGUACCUCCACCAUCGGCUUCUCCAAAUGAUCAAAUGGGAAAGUUCCCAGAACAAGCCCAACACUCCUCUCAAGAAAAGCACAAGGACAGUAAGCCAAUCUCACCAAAAGUGUCGGCAACCAGCCCUCGCUCCAACAACGCUUCGCACAAUGCUGGUGCCCCUCUCAAGAAGGGCAAAGGUAAGGGUGGUGCUAACGCUGCAACUGGUAAACAAAGUAGACAUAUCCACCGUUCGCCAUUGCUCGAGGAAGUCAGAUCCAAUUCUAAAGAGAAAGAUUACUACCUUAAGGACAUUUGCGAUCAUGUUGUCGAAUUCACCAAAGAUCAACAUGGAUCUCGAUUCAUUCAGCAACGCCUUCCAUCUGCUUCUGAUGAGGAGAAAGAAAUGGCAUUCAACGAAAUUAGAGAGAUCGCAUAUGAAUUGAUGACCGAUGUGUUUGGAAAUUAUGUUAUUCAAAAGUUUUUCGAGCACGGCAACUCAACUCAGAAAAAAGUCCUCUUGGAAAGUAUGGAUGGCAAGAUCUAUGAACUCUCUUUACAAAUGUAUGGAUGUCGUGUAGUUCAAAGAGCUUUGGAAUUUGUGUCCCUUGAAGGACAGCUUCAAAUUGUCCUGGAGUUGAGGGAGCAUGUCUUGGUAUGUGCAAAAGACCAGAAUGGUAACCAUGUUAUUCAAAAGUCUAUUGAGCGGGUCCCAUUCGAAGAGGUUCGUUUCAUUCUCACGAGUUUGGAUGAGCACAUCUACCAUUUGUCAACGCACCCAUACGGCUGCCGUGUAAUCCAACGUUUGCUUGAGUUUUCCACUGAAGAAGAUCAAAAGAAUAUCUUGGAUCAAUUGAAGAGAUUCAUCUUCUAUUUGAUUCAGGAUCAGUAUGGAAACUAUGUGAUACAACACGUGUUGGAACAUGGCAAGCCCGAGGAUCGUGAGGAUAUCCUCGAAGUCGUUCUUGGUUCCAUUGUUAAUUUCUCCAAGCACAAAUUUGCAUCUAAUGUUAUUGAAAAGUUCAUCAAACACGGAACGUUGGAGCAAAGAAAGCGUAUCCUCAAAGAGGUCAUGCUUGGAAAUGAUGAUAUAGAGAAGGAGACUGUAGAUGACGACUCCUCACUUGCCCUCAUGAUGAAAGAUCAAUAUGCGAAUUACGUCAUUCAAAAGCUUGUUGAAGGUUUCGAUCCUAAACGUCCAGAGAAGAAGCUUCUCGUGGUUAAGUUGAGACAAUACCUUAAACAACUCUCUAUGAAGAAUAACUACGGUAAGCACUUGGCUCUGGUUGAAAAGAUGAUUGCCGUUGCUGAGUCUGCCUUAUUAGAGGCCGACCGUAUGUAA